CCCAACACCAGCCCGUCAUAAUAAGUCAGCCCACAUGUACAAUCUAUCAAUAUAAAGCAACUCAUUCCCCACAAAACCCUAACCCUAAAAGAUCAGAGCCUACAAUUUUCAGCCGAGGCAAGUGAAGCAGCUCCAAGAAGUGAAGAAAUACAAACAUGGGUAAGGUUCACGGUUCAUUGGCUCGUGCUGGAAAGGUGAGAGGACAAACACCAAAGGUAGCUAAGCAGGACAAGAAGAAGAAGCCCCGUGGCCGUGCUCACAAGAGGAUGCAAUACAACCGCCGUUUUGUCACUGCCGUUGUUGGUUUCGGCAAGAAGAGGGGACCUAACUCGUCUGAGAAGUAAGAAGCUGGAGGAAGAAUUUAGUUUUGUUUGUGUUUGGAGAUCAGUUGUUAUGUUCCGACUUGAAUUACAAAUGAUGUAAUCAGACUCCCUUAGAAAUUGUUCAAUUAUGCGUUUUGUGUUCUUUUUUGAAACUUAAUAGAAACCAAUUUUAUGA
This is a messenger RNA of Daucus carota subsp. sativus, 498 nucleotides long. Its product is annotated as small ribosomal subunit protein eS30z/eS30y/eS30x. Gene Ontology annotation, cellular component: ribosome; cytosolic small ribosomal subunit. The transcript has 3 exons. Gene Ontology annotation, molecular function: structural constituent of ribosome. Gene Ontology annotation, biological process: translation. Bases 156 to 344 code for a protein of 62 amino acids. The record is from RefSeq and is a predicted model, not a curated record. Lineage: Eukaryota; Viridiplantae; Streptophyta; Magnoliopsida; Apiales; Apiaceae.